AUGGGCACAGAAGUCAGCGCAGCAAAUCUGGCCAAGGUCCAAGCUGCCGUUACCGAGACAUGGACGUUGUAUGCAUUUGGGAGCCUGGCUAUUGUACUUCGCGUAUAUAGUCGAACUCGUUUGGUAGGUUUGGCAGGUUACCAUGCCGAUGACUACUUGGUAUGGUUUGGAUGGGUGAGCAAAGUAUCGCAGGGAAACUAUGUCAUUCGAGCUCAUACGGUCCAGAUUUGUUAUACGAUUAUGACCGUGGCUGCGCAUAUCGUCGGAGCCACUGGCGACACGUCUUAUCUUGGGACAGAAUCGGAUCGGUUGUCUCUGGUACAAGAUUCUCCGGACGAAGCAGCCCAGAGGCAGCUCGGGACAAAAUGGUUCCUCAUCGGUUGGUUCACGUAUAUUGGGCUCAUCUGGACGCUAAAGAUGAACAUGUUAUUCCUCUAUCAGCGCAUUGUUGGCCAUCUAUGGGUUAGAAAAUCCAUUCUCCCAGCCAUGAUAAUUGUCGGCACCAGUGCAAUUGCCAUGUGGGUAUUGCUAGCCACAGCAUGCCGCCCGUUCAACCACUUGUGGCAAAUUUAUCCGGACCCUGGCGCAUAUUGUUUUCCUCAGAGUAGUCUCUUUUUGAUCACAAUCCUGGUUGUCAACCUCGUCACGGAUUUUUGUAUUUUGUUAAUACCAAUACCGAUCAUUAUUCCCCUCAAGGUAUCUCCGACCAGGAAAGUAGGUUUAACUAUCCUCUUUGGUGCGGGCAUAUUUACCAUGGUGGCUGCUAUAUUGCGAGUACACUUUGUGGUAGAAGAACACAAAGGUGAGGAAGCGGCCAUUUGGUCAUGCCGCGAAGACAUUGUUGCAAUCAUGAUCGGCCAAGCAACAAUGAUUCGACCCUUUUUCACGACACGUUUUUGGGGCAGUAAUCCUCGCAGCUCCUCGUACCAGAACAAACCAAGCAAUGGGGAAUCGAACGGCAACGAAGUAACACUCCAAACGAUUGGCGCGAAACGAUCACGCCCGCCAUUCUGGAAGCUUGGCGAUCCAUAUGAUACCACCACCAUAGCCACUGUAAAUGAAAGUGAGGAGGUCAUUAUGGGCGAAAAUUUGGAUCGGAGUUCUCCUAUGGUGCCGAACAACACAGAUCCGUCAGGUAUUUCCGUUAAACAUACUAUAGAGCAGACGACUAGCACUCGAGAUCACGAUUCUGACCGGAGGCCUGAGUGGAUUGGUAACAAUCGUUGGAGUCCUGUGUGA
Molecule: messenger RNA, 1239 nt
Organism: Pestalotiopsis fici W106-1
Lineage: Eukaryota; Fungi; Ascomycota; Sordariomycetes; Amphisphaeriales; Sporocadaceae
Exons: 5
Coding region: 1-1239 (412 amino acids)
Source: RefSeq, a predicted model, not a curated record